Molecule: messenger RNA, 354 nt
Organism: Prunus armeniaca (apricot)
Lineage: Eukaryota; Viridiplantae; Streptophyta; Magnoliopsida; Rosales; Rosaceae
Source: the annotation of a GenBank genome assembly
AUGGAGAUACAUGUCCAGUCCCUCAAAAUUGCUCAUCAACAUAAUAUGGUUGAAGAAGACUACUCUCAAGCCAUGCUGCUAGAAUUGGAAGGAUUGGAUACAAGCAUGAUUGAUACCCUCAACAAAGUCUUAGUAGGGAAACAGACUGUGUCAAGGGCCUACAAUAAAAGAGUCAAGGACAAGAGUGAACAAGGAGAGAUAUUCCUUGGGAUGGGGGCAUACAGGUUGCAAGAUCGAGAUGGAGAAGUACAUAAUGCCCCAAUCAAUGGCAAGUGGUUGAAGAAGUUUUAUCCAAAUAUGUGGGAUUCACAGGCUGUACAGACAGAUCCUAGGAUAGAGAAGGAACAAGACUGA